GAGCGCCGCCACUGCCAGCGGCAGCAGCGCGUCUGGAGUCGAUCAGCUUCAGGUGCAAGAUCCGUGGCGAGCAGCAGGAGUGGGAGCUGAUGGUGGACAACUGCAAGCGGGACUCGCAGCCGCAGAAGAACGCCUCAAAGCACAGCUCAAGCAGCAGAUGGACGCAGCGACAGCCGCACUCCAGUCCACCGUCUCCAGCUCCUUCGGCAGCCUCUCGCAAGCGAUUAGCAACAAGCUCAAACCGCACGUGGAGCGCAUCGACAGGCACCAGGCUCAGCUCGCUUCGCUACAACAGUCAACGACCAAGCUGGAGGAGGACAAUGCUACGAUGCGCAACCAGAUCCGCACAAUGCAGGCCACACUGGCGCAGGUGGACGAGCUGGGCCAGAGCGACCACCCCGACAUGCUGCGGAUUACCGCCUGGGGCCGACAGCCUGACCCCCAGCUCUUCGUGGCCAACUGCAGCAAGGUGGUCACCCCCGAGGCCCUCCUGGCGGCGAUUGGCGCGUGGCUCAAGGCCGCUGGCGUGGAGGUGGCGCAUGUGGACAUCAACGAGCGCGAGCCCGCCAAGAGGCUCCACAUAUACCUCCCAGGCGGCGCGACGGGCAAGGCCAGGGUGCUGGCGAUGGCGAAGCAUCUCAAGCUCCCGUGCGGCAAGUGGCGCGACCUCGCGGUGCAGGCCACGGACGGGCAGGUGGAGCGGCUCUAUGUCAACCCAGACAAGCGCCCGAAGGCCGCCAUGGUCGGGGACUGGUGGAUGCAGCGGCACCUCGGCAUGGUACACUGCGGCACGACGCCCGUGGCGGAGGUUGUCGCCAAGGGCAUGGGGGGCCCGUCCCAGGUCAACUGGAACCCAGAGGCGCGCUCCAAGCUCAAGCUGGACACGGACGCGAUCAUGGUCUCCAUCAGGCAGCUCUUCCGCGCGGUGGAUGCGGCCAGCUGGUACUCUUCCGAGCCCUCGCUGGGCCCCCUGGUUGCGACCAGGGGACUCGGCGCCGUGCAG
Prorocentrum cordatum is the source of this 1003-nucleotide messenger RNA. Lineage: Eukaryota; Dinophyceae; Prorocentrales; Prorocentraceae. The record is from the annotation of a GenBank genome assembly.